UAUUAACUGAGUGCGUGUUUGGCAACAACAAAUCAACAGAAUUUCGAACAAAAUCAAUAAAACGGAAACGUGAGAGAGCGCUGCGCAAAAGAGAAAAGCGAACGCAAUCGCAAUCGACCAACGCAUAGAAGAAAACAAGCCGCCUGCCAGCCAAAGCCAAGAAUUCCACAUUACAAAACACCUCACACUGCAUUGCCCACAUUCCCAAGUAAGCUGCCAUGAGUUAAGAUCAAGAUGCGAGUCCAGGAUCUGUUGCUGCUUGCCACCGCUUUAAUCGGCGCUUUUCUACCGCUCACCGCCGCCUGUUCCUCGCGUGCCAUCGCCAAGCCGCGGCCCACAGCUGCACCGAUCCUGCCGCCGGACAAUGUGGAGAUAUCCACAACGCCGAGGCCAAAUGUCACCUUCCCGACCUUCGCCUGUCCACCCACCUAUGACGCCUGGUAUUGCCUGAACGAUGGCACCUGCUUUACGGUGAAGAUCCACAAUGAACCACUAUACAACUGCGAAUGUGCCUUGGGAUUCAUGGGACCGAGGUGCGAGUUCAAGGAGAUUGAUGGCUCGUACCUGCCAACCAGGAACCGCGUGAUGCUAGAGAAGGCCAGCAUUGUUAGCGGAGCAACGCUGGCCCUUCUGUUUAUGGCCAUGUGCUGUGUGGUAUUGUACCUGCGACACGAGAAGCUGCAAAAACUAAAGCUGCACGACAGCACUACAACCACAACGACCGACGGUGGUUGUCAGAACGAGGGCAUGGACGAGGUGGAUGGUUUGCGACCCUUGCGCCCAGUGAGACGUCCCUUUGGCCCCUGCCGCAUCCUAUCGCUGGAGGAGGCUCACCUUCAAGCGACAGCCUCCAAUCGCCCCAGGCAUUGCAACGAACUUUUGCGCUAACUAAUUAGCCUGGCUGCUCAUUUGUUUUUAAAUGUCUAACAUGUCCAACUGUUUAUUUUAACUGCUAAACGAAACUAUUAUUUUUACCAUCUGAUCGGAUGGCGAAUGCUGUAGUUCUAAGUGCCUACUGACGUGCCUAUAAAACAUUUAGAUCAAGUAUUAACGAACGAAAACUGAUUGCUCAGAGAGAGAGAUAAAAAUAAAUCUAGAUAUAAUUCAAUGCAAUUUUGGCAGCUAGCCGCCCAUUUAUUUAUUAUACACCUAAUUAUAUUAAAAACGCGUGGACUAAUAUCGUUAAUAAAAUCGAGAACUAAACUAAA
Messenger RNA from Drosophila santomea, 1208 nucleotides. RefSeq names its product protein spitz. Gene Ontology annotation, biological process: epidermal growth factor receptor signaling pathway. The record is from RefSeq and is a predicted model, not a curated record. NCBI's taxonomy places the organism in Eukaryota, Metazoa, Arthropoda, Insecta, Diptera, Drosophilidae. Gene Ontology annotation, molecular function: receptor ligand activity; epidermal growth factor receptor binding. The coding region runs from base 235 to 888 and encodes 217 amino acids. The transcript has 2 exons.